This is a messenger RNA of Triticum dicoccoides, 2352 nucleotides long. Its product is annotated as U-box domain-containing protein 39-like. Gene Ontology annotation, molecular function: protein binding; ubiquitin-protein transferase activity. The transcript has a single exon. Bases 236 to 1924 code for a protein of 562 amino acids. The record is from RefSeq and is a predicted model, not a curated record. Lineage: Eukaryota; Viridiplantae; Streptophyta; Magnoliopsida; Poales; Poaceae. Gene Ontology annotation, biological process: protein ubiquitination.
UAAGGAUUCCCGUCCCGUCUCCCUCUCUCUCUCUCUCCCCCGGCGCAUAAAACCACGACCAUCCACACCUCACUCACUCCCGGCCAAGCCACAAAUCACCCAAACCCCAAAAGCAAAAAUUCUCUCUAAACAAACCCAGGAAAUGCCCGCCCCGGCCACAAAAGCAGCUCCCCCCUGCCGCCCCGCCCCCGCCCCCGCCGCCGCCGCUAAAUAGUGCCGCCGCUCCGCCCGUUUCAUGGGUGCCGCGCGUCCACGGCGCUGGAGGUUCCCCUUCCAACGCAGCGCGCCCUCCUCCCCCUCCUCCAAGUCCCUGCCGCCGGCCCCCUACUCGCCCGCGCGCUCCGCGGCGGCCGCGUACCCGGAGCCGGACCGGAAGUGGGAGGAGGAGGCCGCGCCGCCGGAGUUCGUCUGCCCGCUCUCGGGCGCGCUCAUGGCCGACCCGGUCAUCCUGCCCUCCGGUCAGACGUACGAGCGCGCCUGCCUCCAGGCCUGCGCGGAGCUCUCCUUCUUGCCCCCCGGCGCGGGCUCGGGUUCUGAUGCGUUGAUACCAAACUCAGCCCUCAAGGCGGCCAUCGGCACUUGGUGCGCCCGCUCCGGCCGCGCGGCGCCUCGGCCGCCGUCCAAAGAAGCUGUCCGGGAGGCCGUGCUCCGCGCGAUGCCUCCGGCCGCGGCUGCCGCGGCCGAGGCCAAGUCCGUUAGGACUAGAAGGGCGGCGAUGGCGAGCUCGUCCAAUUCAUCCUACUCCUCCCCGGCGUCCGCCGCGUCGACGUCCACGUAUACGUCGUCCUCGGAGAUCACACCCGCGGAGGAGGAUGUGGCUGCGAAGACAGUCAAGGAGGCCGUGAAGGAAGUGACCCAGCUGGAGUUGCCGGUCGACCCGUUGGAGGAUGAGGUGGUCGCGAUCGUAAUGGACGCAGACGAAGAUGGAGAGGUGGCGGCCGCGUUGGCCGUCCUCCGGGACGCCACCCGUGAGAGCGCCGAGCGUCGGCUCGCGCUCUGCACGCCGCGGCUGCUCGCGGCGCUCCGGCGUGUGCUGCUAAUCCCGCGGCACGCCUCCGCGCGGGUCGACGCAACGGCGGCGCUGGUCAACCUCUCCCUUGAGCCGGCGAACAAGGUACGCAUCGUCCGCGCUGGCGCCGUGCCGGCGCUCGUCGAGGUGCUCCGCUCGGGCGGCUCGGUGCCGGAGGCGCGCGAGCACGCGGCGGGCGCGCUCUUCGGGCUGGCACUCAACGAGGAGAACCGCGCCGCCAUCGGCGUGCUGGGCGCGGUGCCUCCCCUGCUGGACCUCCUCACCUCCCCCGCCCACCACCCGCGCGCGCGCCGCGACGCCGGGAUGGCGAUCUACCACCUCUCGCUCGCCGCCGUCAACCAGUCCAAGGUCGCGCGCUUCCCGGGGGCCUCCAAGGCGCUCCUCAGCGUCGCGUCCAGCGCCGCCGAGCCGACGCCCAUCCGCAGGCUGGCUCUCAUGGUGAUCUGCAACGUGGGCGCCUGCUCGGAGGGCCGCGCGUCGCUGAUGGACGCUGGCGCCGUCGCGGCAGUGUCCGGCAUCCUCCUCUUCCCCCACGACGACGCCACCCGCCUCACUCUCGCCGAGCUGGAGGAGUGGUGCGUGGCGGCGAUCUACGCGCUGAGCCGCGGCAGCCUCCGGUUCCGCGGCCUGGCGCGCGCGGCGGGCGCGGACAGGGCCCUCCGCCGCGUGGCCGAGGAGGGAACCCCCGGCGGAGUCCGGCGCGAGAUGGCGAGGAAGACGCUCCGCGCCAUGCGGGGCGACCUGGACGAGGAGGCGGACCUGACCGGCAGCAGCCUGGAGUGCGGCGACGGCGACGACUGCGGCGGGAGCAUCGUGUCGGACGGGCUCAUGUCGUUCCGGCGGCGGCAGCGCGAGGUCGGGGCCUCGUCGUGCGGCAACACCGCCGAGUUCUGAGCCGAUUCCGUGCCACCAUUGUAUGUAAAAAAAACCGCUUGCUCAAUUAGCGUUAGACGUUGGUGCCACUGCCACGAGAGGAUCAAUCCCCUCCUUCGUUUUGGAACUGUGAUUGUCGAUGAAAGUGCAAUGAAGUUGUUCAAAUGUCGUCGUCCUCGUGUGCUCCGAGCUCGUGCUGGGGUGUGUCAUGGAGUUUGCUGGCCCGUUCGUCGGCUCGUGUGCCGGACAAACGAGGAGCUGGUUGGACUUGGUUGGUCAGACGUUGCUUGCAAGCCAGAGCAAUCCUUUGUUCUCUCCGUACUCGCAGUCGCGGACACACUCCCAGAAGAGCAUGAGUGACAGGUAUAUUAUUGUUUUUUUAUAGGCAGGACCGACCUCAUGUCCUCAUGCGUGCUGUUUCCACCUGUAAAUAAAACCAUCUUUCUUUC